Oppiella nova is the source of this 2892-nucleotide messenger RNA. The record is from the annotation of a GenBank genome assembly. Lineage: Eukaryota; Metazoa; Arthropoda; Arachnida; Sarcoptiformes; Oppiidae.
UGUGGCAAACUUUUGACACAACAGUUAUGUUACGUACUGUUGGUGACCGUCAUUGUCUUAAUAGCCAUUCAAUGGGCCCUUAAAUACAGUGACAAACAGUUUGUUAAUUGUUUUGUUGAUUAUAAGAGAGAUUUAUUACUAUUGAAGUCAUCCAUUGAGCCAAUCGAUGGACAAACGUAUUCCUCCUCAGCUGCCAAACCCCAAGCGGUGGACAACUAUUUCGUGACCCGGACUCUGGUGUCACCAAAUGUGGACCAAUUGAUGCAACAGUUGAUUGAUUACUGUUUAAGAGAUUUCCUGUUUGUCUGGUAUAAGGAUUUGGCCGAUGAUUGCCAUCGCGAGACAAUCCGCUCGGAACUCAAAAACGAGUUUUGGGAACUGAUCUCAAAUAUUGUCCGACGAAUGGCAUCAAUAGACUCGGUGAAGUUCUUCACACAGAAUGUCGCCAAUCGGUGUCUGAAACACUUCCAGAAAAUAACAAUUUGUUUGUCAAACAAAGACAACCAAAACAACGUAUACCUCUUGAGCGCACAUUUGGCCGAAGAUAAGGAGUUAGAGUUUAUCCGAAAAUUAAGUGACUUUUUAUUAGCGAUAUUAUUGCCAAAGAACUACUCGAAGACAACACCACUGAGACAUCUGUUGCGAGAGAUCAUAUCAGUGCAGGUGUUGAACGCCAUUAAUCUGAUCUGUGAUCCCAUUUAUUUGAACAAAAAACUCUUGGAUUACCUAAAGUACCACAAAAUAGAGUUAGAAAAACACCGACAAACCUAUGCCUACGCCGACACCUACGAGGACUUCAUCAAAAUGAUUAACCACUGCUGCGACGUCGAGGAUCUCAAACGGAUCAGGUUUCAGGUGAUCACCGAAAUAAUGGAGGCGACGGUUAUCAACAAUCUUAAGAAGGAGAGGGGAAUCGACUUGAAUGAGAAGAUGUUCUCCGGACCCAUCACAUCGGCCAAAGGGGAUCAGCUGCAGGCGCGCAAUCUCAAGAGGUAUAUCAAUCAGUUGACGUUCGCCAAGAAUCAGUGCGAGAAGCGCAUCAAUGCCAUCAGUGGCGGACCAGCCAUGGUCUCGAGCGAUCCAUUAUCAUCGGAUCUGUUGCCGCAACCCAAUCGCAAAACUGUUCUCGGAUUCAAAGUGAUUAUGAAUUCAGACAUCUGCCGCUCGUAUCUCAAGAAGUUUAUGCAAUACUCGCUGAUCAGCAGCUCCAGUACGCCGGAAAGUAGGGGUCAUUUGACGGUGUUUUGGGAGUCAGUGGAACAGCUGUCGCGACAAGAGAUGUCCAUACAGUACGAAAUGGCGAACGAGAUCCUAAAUCACCCCAACUUUAGGGCGAAUUUCAUUAAAUUAAUUAAUUUGUCGAAAAACACGUUAAAAGCGAUGGAAGAGUUUGUUUUGGCCAACAGAGGACCGGAAGCAUACUUUAUCGCACAGACACUGGUGUACGAGAUCUUAGAGCACAGGUAUUACCCGCUGUUUAUUGUGAGCAAAGAAUACGACCAAAUGUUGGAUCAAAUCCAGGAUACACUGGAAAACACCAGCGAUUCUACGUCUCUGAGGAAAGAUAACGACGAAUCAGAUGAUAGCGAAUCAGACAGCGAUGGCUUCAGCGAAGACAGUGUCGUCAAUAUCAGUGACUCUAUCGUCGAGAUUCAUGUCUCGCAAACGAAACUCAAAUUAGAGAAUUUGACGCAAAAACUAAACGAUAAGAGGAAUGCGUUGAAAGCGCUCAAGAAGUCUGAGACCGAAAAGCUCACCAAAAGUUCGCUGAAUGUCAACCAAAAACUGAUUCAACUGUUGGAGAAAGAGGUGAACGAUAUGGUGAGGGAUUGCAGUCAAUUGGAGUCACAUCUGGAGUGCACUGAGAUGUGGAUCUCAGGUAUGGGUAAAUGGCGGGCAGAGGUACACAACAUUGAGUUGGAUAACAUCGACGGCUAUUAUAUGGCGAUUAUCAUAGUGUAUAGGAAUGAUAUGACAGAGUUAUCAUCCAAUGGUUGGAUCGUUGCCCGCAAUUUCCAACAGUUCCUUGACUUGAAGCGAAGACUGUGUCCCAGUUUUCCGGCUCUAAAACGUCUGGAUUUACCCAAAAUGACAAAGAGAUCCAUUGUUAAGGACUCGCAGAUGAAGACAAUUAAACACAAAUUGCAAACAUUUCUCAAUAUAGUGACCACUAAUGAGAAGAUAAACCGUAGCGAAGAUCUGUUCCUAUUUUUAUCUCAAAGCGCCGAUAGUUUACGACAACCGGUGAAUAGGGAGUGGAAUACCUCUGCUCUCAAGUCAAAGAUGCUGCCAUUCGCCAAGUUCUUCGGCAUCAGUACAAGUAAGACGCACGUGAGACACCCGUCCACCGAUUCCAACACCGAAGCCGUGGAGAACUUAGACAAUCAGUUCCUUAUACUAAAUGAUUUGGAAAACGAGGACAACAUUAAGGACGAUAUCGCGGAACCACUCUAUGAACUAAUCUCUGAGAUCUUUGAGUUGAGAACUGUAUCCAAAUGGUUGCGAAGAAGUCUCGUGACAUUCGUUCAAAUGACUUUCGGUCAGACCAUUAAUAAACAGUUGCGCUCAACAGUCGAGUGGGUUGUGUCCGAGUCGAUGAUCGACUACUACUUGAGUUCUCUUCGGGACUCUCUGUGGCCAAACGGCAAGCUAUCCGAGCCUUGGCCUCACAGCUCUCCGGAGGAGAGACAGAGGAUCCAAGUGCUCGCCAAACAACACCUCAUGAACUGUAUUCCCGAAGUUUUCAACAAUCUUUUAGGUCAGCAAACUGUUAAGAAAGGAAUCGCCAAAGUAUUCGACGGAUUGCAGAAUCAAAUGCUAAACAAACAGCUAUUUUAUGAACUGAUCGAAACAUUUAUGUUUGAAUUCGCACCAGAAUUGAAAAGUUAUUAA